GCUGUGGGGCUGGAUAUGUGGCUGUGGGUCGGGCUGUGGGUCCAUAGGGCCUGCUGUAGGCCCCUGACCCCCCCUCCCUCUCCCCUUCACCCUGCAGUUCCCCCUCCGCCCUGCGGGUGGCGCUGGCGGGUGCCUGGCAGGUGGUGCGGGCCCGGCGGCUGCGGCACUUCCCGCGGGUGUUGGCCCUGCUGGAGGCCGUGGGCCGGGCGGCCCCCGCAGCCCUCAGCUUUCAACACAGCGUCCGCCUCCGCCUGGGCCUGCAGGCCGCCGCGGUGCACUCUCUGCUCCUGGAGGACCAUUCGGAGGCGCAGCUCUUCGACUCCAUUGACCUCUUCUUCCCCGAAGGGACGGCCCCAAAUUGGGGGGGGGGCAGCGCCCCCCCACGAGCAGCAGAUGGCUGCCGAAGCCCAGCAGGAUUUCCGCGAUUCCAUAUUGCCCCUUUUAUGGGACCGCAGGAAGCGCUGCCAAUACCUGCAGGGUCCGGCCCGCCAUGCCUACGGCGCCGCGUUCCUUCACGCCUUGGAGCAGCUCUGCUUUGAGUUCCUGCAGCGCCUGGAGAGCGCUCUGCCCCCCCCCGACCUCAGCCAGCUGUACGCCGUGGUGUGGAGCCACGCCCCUUCCGGUCCCCGCCCCCCCUCUCUGCCAAUCCUGCAUCGCUACCUGGCUGACAUGGGCCACGCCCCUUCCGGCGCUGUGCCCCGCCCGCUGAGCUCCGCCCAGCAACAGAAGGGCCAUUCGGAAUGCUCCACCCCCACCAAGCCCCGCCCACAGCGCCGCCAGCUCCGCCCCCUCCGCGCGCAGCCAUUGGAGUUCCUCGGCGAAUCAGAAGGGGAGAGCGACCUGCAGAGGAAGCUCCGGAGCGCACCCCGCCGGCGCUCCCCUCCCGGGGCGGGGCCGAGCUCUGAUUGGCCGAGCGGCGGCCAAUACCGUGCGUGCGCGCUUGGGACUCCAACUCCCAGCGUGCCUCGCGGCGCGCGUCCAGCAGGAAGUGGUGCGCAGCGGGGUGGGCGUGGCUUGCGCGCACUUCCGCUUCCGGCGCGCCGGGCACAGAGGCACGAUGCUGAUCAAAGUGAAGACGCUGACCGGGAAAGAGAUCGAGAUCGACAUCGAACCCACCGACAAGGUGGAGCGCAUCAAGGAGCGCGUGGAGGAGAAGGAGGGGAUCCCCCCCCAGCAGCAGCGGCUCAUCUACAGCGGGAAGCAGAUGAACGACGAGAAGACGGCGGCCGACUACAAGAUCCAGGGUGGCUCCGUGCUGCACCUGGUGUUAGCCCUCCGAGGGGGCGGGGCCAGGCGGGGCGAGGGGCGGGGCUAACGGCAGGCCCCGCCCUCCGCCCGCGUCGACGGCCCCGCCCCUAUUGACUCCCCCUCCCCACCCCCACGUUCUCUCCCCCUAAAAGUCCUCCUGUUUGCAUGUAUCCCCACGAAUUAAAGCGUCUGUGUGAUGUCA
This is a messenger RNA of Gallus gallus (chicken), 1450 nucleotides long. RefSeq names its product NEDD8 ubiquitin like modifier (gene NEDD8). NCBI's taxonomy places the organism in Eukaryota, Metazoa, Chordata, Aves, Galliformes, Phasianidae. Gene Ontology annotation, molecular function: protein tag activity; ubiquitin protein ligase binding; telomeric repeat DNA binding. Gene Ontology annotation, cellular component: nucleus; shelterin complex; cytoplasm. Gene Ontology annotation, biological process: modification-dependent protein catabolic process; regulation of proteolysis; telomere capping. The record is from RefSeq and is a predicted model, not a curated record. The transcript has 13 exons. The coding region runs from base 16 to 1362 and encodes 448 amino acids.